UCCUCUGUUCACCGUGCGUCUGUUCAUUGUUGUCCCGGAGGGAGGCAGCUUCUGCCCUGGAGGAACCAUCUCCCUGCUCCAGACGACCAACAAGUCAUCGGUACCCGGUGUCGGCGGUGGCCCGCGAGGCAGCAGACGACAGAGUGAUCUGCUGAGCUGUUGCUGAUCCACCGGUCCCACUAUGACGUCACAUUUCUGGGGCAUCGUAAAAACAGCAGCUACUGAAUGCAGACUGUGUAUUUUUCUGUACUUACAAACCCUCGACCUUAUUUAUGAUGAAAAAAGCCAUGAAUCCUCUCUAUUGAGAACUGCGCUUGACAAUCCACGUCCACUGGAGCCUCAGUCGUCUCAACAACACUGUGGUGAUUCCACUACGUGUUAUUUUAAGGAACAUCUACCUUUAGAGGAUGUUUGACUCGUUCACACACUGACUGCCUCCAACAUGUUCAUGUGAUAUUUUUAAUGUUUUAUAAUUUUUUUACUAUGCGCUCAGUGAGAGGGAACAGUCAUUAAUGCUAUUGUUAUACCCUGUGCUUUUUUUAUCUAUAGACAUUCUAUCCAUGUUCUACUGUUUUUACAGUAGUAUACAGAGAAAUUGACAAACUUUACAGUAAUGACAUAUCAAUAACAUGGUAACACUUUACAUUAUAUUAUUCUCCAUUAACUAUAGUUGCUUGUUGACAUGCAUAUUAGCUUUUUAUUAGUUAUUAAAAAACCCAUAUUAAUGUUGUAUUCUGCAUGAUGCCAUUGAUUUCCCUCUAACUUUAUUUCUGCUCAUUAACAGUAAGUAAGAAGUUGUACAUCAGAAUCCUCUGGGUUGGUCUGUAUGUCCAGGACAUGGAGGUAGUACCACAAGGUUAUCUCCAUCACAUGUUCAUAACAUAAAUAUCUUCAUCACAUGUUCAUCACAUUUUCAUCACUUGUUCAUCACAUGUUCAUCACAUAAAUAUCUUCAUCCCAUGUUCAUAACACAAACAUCUUCAUCACAUGUUAAUCGAAUGUUCAUCACAUGUUAAUUACAUGAAUAUCUUUAUCACAUGUUAAUCACAUGAAUAUCUUCAUCACAUGUUCAUAACACAAAUAUCUUCAUCACAUGUUCAUCUCCAACUCAGUCAACUCAGAUUCAUUUGAGCUCAGUUUGUUAUUUAUUGAUUGAUUAAUGUCUGCGUUCCGACCAUGACCACGUGAUCUACGUCAGCGGAAGCGGAGAUACUGAUUAACAGAUUAUCCACGUGAGGUUGCCAUGACGACGGGGGCUCGCGCGUCUUAAGGAACAUGCUGCUCUGUGAUUGGCUGACGGCUCAGGGCACAGUGUCCUUCAAGCAGGUUCCUCGGAGCCGCUUCACUCGCACAAGAAACCGACGAUGGACGAGCAAGAGUGAAACACAACAAUCUGUACCACUCACCUUGAAUAAGUAAGUUACUAAGAUGCCUAAAAGUGAUACCUGGCCAGGGGGCAUUGGAUUGGAGACGACGAUCGGCAUGGACAGUGCUGGCAGCUGUGACAGUGUUGUCAGUGCCAAUUCUGGCUUUAGCGAUGACAGUCUGGAGCACCUGUCUGCUGAAGAGAAGGCCUGUCUCAUGUUUUUGGAGGAGACCAUUGAGUCUUUGGAUACUGAGGAGGAUAGUGGACUGUCCAAUGACAAACCUGAACAAAUGUCGAGCCCUGGUAACCUCACUACCAAACUGGCUGACCUGUCAGCCUCCAUGAGCAAAAGCAAGUUGAACGAUUUACAGAAACAUGCCUCAAAAGACCCCAUCGAGGAAAAUGUAGACACCAAACCCAUGCAGAGCUACCUGGUUCCUACACCUCUUGUUGUGGCAAGCAGCACUAUCUUUUCGGUAUCCAAAACUAAACCAGGCAUUCUUUCAGAUAAGAACUUCUCCAAGCCUCAGUUCACUCCUUCAAGCAACAAAUCGCAUCACAAACACAACCAGAAACCUGUUGUUCACUUUGAGGUUAAUGUUGUGAUACCUCCUCCCACGAAACCCAAGGACUACUCAGUUAAGACAGUUGAGGAUCCUUUACCCAGAGGACCUCUGUCCUACGAGGCACUUGUUUAUUUGCGACGGAGUGCCUCCACAAAAAAGACCCCUUUGUGUCGCACAGUUGAUCAUACUAUAGAUUUGGACAAGCGUCUUCCAGCUACAAAGGAACACCCAAAUCUCGGAAACAUCCCAAGAUCUGACAGAUUCCCCCCCGAGUCUUCCAAGCCUAAGACAUGUCCUCCAGUUGUGGCCCCCAAACCCAAAAAUAUUCCUGCUAACAUUGCUGUGAAAACCCAAAAUAAAGCUUUGACAGCCUCAGACUCGUCAUACAGUAUUAAGCAUGCAAAAGAUCCCCAGGUUGUGAGACUGGAAGCUUUGCAUAAGCUUGGCCUCCUGAAAGACCAACACCCAGACAAUGAGACAGUGGCCCCACUAUCUCCCACUAAAUCUCAAUCUUCUUUGGACCCAACACCUAAAAGAUUUACAAAAGUGAAUCCACCCAGAAGCCCAUCGUUUUGUUAUUCUCAAGUGCCCAAGAUCAAACCUCUGCAGAGCAGUGCCAGUUUCCAUCACCAUUCGAGAUGUGACCAACAUUCUGGACCUGUAUCACAUCCUGUUCAAUCCCAUGAAUUAAAGGCAGAUGUUCUGGAGCACUCUGCUCCCCUACAUGGCCCGAGAAAUAGUGGAAACUGUCCUGAACUAGGACAUGUCGCAGGACCUGAGCCAAUGAGAACGACCACUGCAGCCCAGCCUGUACCUCAAAAACCCUCAAACUCAGUGGGAUAUACUGUGAUGGUGGUGCCUGGGAUGGGAGCUGAUCGAAGAGAAGCUCUCAGAAAGCUUGGACUGCUCAAACACUAAAAACAGCUGAACAGCAGAAGUCUGAUUGUGUAAACAUGGUGCUUGGAGAAAGUUCACAAGCUUCAUCAGCUUAAAGAGAGUUACAGCUUUAAGCUGAAACUUGGCACUUGGCACUUUGGCAAACUAAAGCAUGGGGGUGAAGAAGAAGAACAAUUUAAAGGGGAAUACCAGAACUUGUGCUUACUUACUUACUUACUUACUUGAGGGCAGAUUUUUUUCCCCAGCUAUUUUUCCUUAGGUCUCAGGAAUAUUUGGAAAUUUAUGUUACACCUUUCAAACCCUUAGAAUCUUCAUAUUUGAUGAGGGUAUGAUUAUUGUGUUUGCUGUAACACAUUACAGAGGUAUGUAAAGCCGACAUCAUGGUACCAGCAACAUGGUACAAAUGAGGUCCUUUAUUGGUUCAGUGCUUGCACAUACGUAUUGUCGUUUCUAAUGGAAUUCUAAAGAUGGCGGACAAACAACACUUUCCCACCACAUUUAGAUAUAUGCCACUGUUGGAGGAAACAGAAAUACAAAGCUACCGUACAACCAAUCACGUUGUGAUCUCUUAGUGUUGUGGCCCUACAACACGGCCGCAUCCAUAGCUCGAAUUGCAGUUAGGAGCAACAAGAUACCAACGCCUGCCUAUGAUACCAGAAGGGCGCUUGGAGAGAGCUUACCUCCACAAAGGCUAACCCACUAUCUCGCCAUGUUAAAGAAAAUGAUAAACAAAUCACUGUAUCUGCCCCUUUGUCUGGAUCUUCUCCAAAAUUAGAUUGGCUCUUCCUUCCCACCCCUAAACAAAAUUUAAUGCAAAUUAUUUCAGUAGAUUUUGAGUAAAGACAUGAAAUAAAAAUGAAUCAUAACUUACUUGGCAGAGGCAAAAGAAAAAGAAGUGAGCAGUGUUAAGAUCAAUCUUUACCCUUUCAUCUCCAAGUCAGAGGCAGAACUGGGUUGCUGAAUGUUUAUGACACAAUUUUCCAUACACUAUAUUCAAGUUCGUGGCUAUAAGAUUAUUUGCGUUGAUUUAGCUAUAGGACAUUAUAUUUUAAUGAGCCCUGGUGUGCACAUAUCCCAUUUUAGAAUGGUGGUAACUGUAGAAAGCCACAGUAAUACUUUUCUACUUGUCCUGCUCCUUCUACAUUAUACUGUACAUAAAAAGCUGCUUCACUUCACAUCAACCAAAAUAAAGAGGAUUUUAUUUAUAUUA
Molecule: messenger RNA, 4039 nt
Organism: Scophthalmus maximus (turbot)
Lineage: Eukaryota; Metazoa; Chordata; Actinopteri; Pleuronectiformes; Scophthalmidae
Product: specifically androgen-regulated gene protein-like
Exons: 4
Coding region: 1429-2850 (473 amino acids)
Source: RefSeq, a predicted model, not a curated record